Exophiala dermatitidis NIH/UT8656 is the source of this 3437-nucleotide messenger RNA. RefSeq lists its product as uncharacterized. The record is from RefSeq and is a predicted model, not a curated record. NCBI's taxonomy places the organism in Eukaryota, Fungi, Ascomycota, Eurotiomycetes, Chaetothyriales, Herpotrichiellaceae. The transcript has a single exon. Gene Ontology annotation, cellular component: chromatin; SMC loading complex. Bases 451 to 3150 code for a protein of 899 amino acids. Gene Ontology annotation, molecular function: double-stranded DNA binding; protein binding. Gene Ontology annotation, biological process: maintenance of mitotic sister chromatid cohesion; mitotic sister chromatid cohesion.
UUGCAACCACUUUCAAGUUGUUUGCUUGCAUUCUUAGCAUUCGACGACCAUCUUGAACUUGUAAUGAUGUGCCGAACAGGGAGCGGACAUGCAGAUAGUCAGUGACUCACAGGAACAUGUUGCCGACCUGGCCGUUUCGACGUGAGGCGCGUGGUGAAGGGAACUUUCUCCAGAAGCGCUGAGUUGAGGCGACAACAUCGACACGUUGUCUGACUGAGGCGCGUGAGGGUGUACAGUAUUUCUCUGGUUGAUUGAUCAGUCUGGUGCAGUUUGGUAUACAUUGGGAGGAAGAGGCAUGCGAGCUUCUCGCUAUACGAGGUGAUCGGACGCGUCGUUGUUAAAUCUUCUACUAAGCAAGAACCGCGCACUGCAAGUGAAGCGACGAAAGUGACUCCAGCACUUGGACAUUUGGAGGUUGCCUGCGUUGAGUCUCUGUCGGCCACCGGCACCAUGGGUCAAAACAACUACUCUUUCAAUACCUUCUAUCACAAUUUCCCUUCGGCUCAGCAACCUUUCCUAUCGCCAACUCCUUCUCAGCCGCGACCUCUGCCUCAGACUCAACCACAGCAGCAUCAGCAUCAACAGCAGCGUCAACCUCAACCUCAAGCACAGCCUUACCAGACGCAGUCCUAUGCACCGCAAUACCCACCCAACUACGCUCAAUACUACUACAACCAGAAUCAGCAGUAUCAUUCCCAGUUCCAGCAAUAUCCCCAAUCCUUCUACCCGCCACAGCCGCAAAAUAUCCAAUCUACUGGGCGAUCUCCUCAACCUGGCAUACAGGUUGUCAUUCCCGCUCAUCCUUAUCAUUCCUCACCGCGAGAAACCCAUCAGCGGCAGACUCAGCCUCCAUCUACUAAUUACCAAGCCCAGCCUCCUUCGGACUACCACAUUCAGCCAUAUCCUCAAUUUCAGGCUCCAUCCCAACCCUUCACACAGCCUCCUCCACACAGUCAGCCGCAGCCUUCCGUCCGACGGUCGUCUGGGAACCUCCGGCAGUCCAAUGUCUCUGUUGAGAUCCCAAGCCCUGGCUUGCCCGUAGCUAGCUCGCGGGUGAAAGUGGAAGAGCCAGCGACCGCGGCGGAAGUAGUUAUGGAAGGUGUUGCUCAGCAGAGAACUCUGCAGCAGAGCCAACCCCGUGUGUUGCAGGCCAGAGAGAUGGACAAGAAAGCCAAGCGAUCGGCUGCGAGCGACAAUGAAGCCGCCGCUGCCGCAUUGCAGCCAGACUAUCCCACUCUUCUGUGCGUCCUUGCUGACGACUACCUCGAGGCAGCUCGCAAACUCACGGCUCUAAGCGAAGAAUACUACAGAUUAGUUGCCACUGCUUUGGGUUGUCUCGAAUCCAACCUCACUAAUUUCAAACUUCCUCCAUUACAGGAGGCUCAGAUCUCAUUACGUUAUGCUCAAAUCCUCUAUGAAGAAACGGAGAACUAUGACGAAGCCGAGACAAAAUUGACGAAAUCGAUCGACCUCUGUGAACGACACAAAUUCGUCGAUUUAAAAUACGAGAUGCAUCUUUUGUUAUCCAAGGUGCUCUACGAAUCCAGACCCAAAGCUGCAAUCAGAGAAAUAGAACGAAUAAUUGAGGACAUCGAAGCAUACCGUCAUACUGUAUGGCUAUAUGUCUUUCGAUUCCAACAUGCCUUGCUUUCGCUAGCAUCGUCUAGCCCAGGUGAAGUGCAUGGGGCGGUUGUGCAGCUGGAGAAGAUUGCAUCGCUCGCGCGUCAAAAUGGAGAUAGCUCUGUUCUCGCCUUUGCUGCACUGCUUGAGGCAUUGUUGCACCUAUCGAGUCCGGCCCACGAUGCGGUCACGGCCACGCAGAUGGCCUUGGCACAAGUCCGAUCAUUGCAAACGAACCCUAACGUCGAGAAAAUACCACAAAUGACAGUCUUGAUGGAAUUCAUUGAUCUGUCGUGCAGCGUUCGGGCUGCUGAUGUCGCCCAGAUGGAGAAGAAGCGGAAACAGCUGCACACCGUGCUUUAUGAAUCCAUUGAUAGCCCUAACUGGCGUGGUGACGGCUUCAUACGUGUGCCAGUCUCCAAACGAUCUCUAGCCGGCAUCCAGCUCCAAGCUGAUGGACACAUCGUCGAGCGGGAUGGAAAGUACUUUUUAACCUUUUCAUGGUUGGGAAAGGAAGAAGUCGAGGCUCUGGGAUUUCUCUUCAGCGCCGACAGUUGCGCCUUCAAAAAUGGGGCUGACGGGGGAAAGGCCGAGAGGUUUGCUCAAAGCGGCCUGUCAGUGCUGCGAUCAUGGGGUGAUACGGUUCCCGUAGCGGGCUAUCAACAGUCGCAAGGGACCUACUUGUUCCGUAAACUGCUGGAAGCACAAUUCUUGUUCAUUCUCUGCUUUAUGCAAUCCGCGAAAGGUCUCUGGUCAGCGGCAGCCGACACGCUUGCUCAGGCCACCAAAAUUUCGGAACAGCUGGGCGACGCGUUUCCUGUCAACAUGACCUAUUGCCUGCUCUACUUGAAAGCAGCCAUCUUACAAGGCACCGGCAACCUGCCAGCUGCGCUCGAAAUCUAUCAGUCUCCUACAUUCAGCUUGGGCUCUUCUCGCCAGUCGCUCGGCCCCGAUGCUUCCAAGACCACCACCACCACCACUCAACGAAGACCGGGCUCUACCUACUUCGCAGAAUCCGACGUCAGGCGCAACUUUUGUAUCCUAGCUGCCAUGAACGCGGCGUUCAUCGUCCACCACCCUCGCCAUCCCCAACAUAAUCAGCUCAAUUACCUGAUCAAAAGCCUGGACGCCGCCGUGCAGAACUCCGGGAACAAAUACAUUCAAGCGCACUACUCGCUGCUCGUCUCCGUACUGUCCACUACCACCUUGACCGUCAAGCAGUACUUACGGAGUGCGAUGGAGGCAGCCAAGGCAAUUGGUAGCGCGCAGACGACGGCACUCGCGCUGAUUUACAUGCAGGAGAAGCUGUUCAAAGGCACCGUGGACGAGCAGGGCAUGAAGUGCGCGAGGGCAGCGAGCCACCAAGUUAAGCGCUGGGGGGAGCCCAUGUGGGCUCAUGUCGCUGCCGGCCUGGAGGCGGACUCUCUCGAGGUCAACGGCCAUGCCAAAGAAGCUCAAGAGAGACGAGCUGAGGCAGAGUCCGGGUGGGAUUCUUUGCCUGAAAAGGUCAGGGCAUCCGCGACUGGUUGAUUAUGGCAAAACAAACCCAACAAAUGGUGGUGAUCACCGGCGUAGUGUGAGAGAAUACAAUGGUUUAUGUACAAUGAAGCGUCAGGGUAGACCAUUACAAAGGUUUGCCAACAAUUCGCCCAGAAAUGGACGAAUCAAAAUUUACUAUUGACUUCUGGUAUGUCCCCUAUGGAGGGAUGAGGGCCGUAGCAGGAGGGUAGGAUAGGUUAUUCAUAGUCAUACUCAUUCAAUUCGGCUGUGUCAAUGGUAAAGUGGCUAGACUAACAAACAGUUGCCUGUUCAAGAGG